AUGAACAACAUAAAAGUGGAAGUAGAAAGUCCAGAAAAUGCCAGCACAAGCAGAAAACGACAACUUGAGACAGAGCCACAAACUCCGCGAGAGAAGAAGAAACUGACGUUAGAUGAUCAGUACGAAAAGCUGAUCAAGAUCAAGCUGAAAUUUGUCGAAAAGAACAAAGGUGAGAUACCCGCUCUCCAUUUCGCGGCAAGAGUGUCCGAUGUUGACGUUUGUCGGCGCCUCGUGGAGCAGGGCGCCGACGUCAACGAAAAAUGCGUCGUUCGAGGCGCCACUCCCCUGCACUAUGCCGCCCUGAACGCUGCCAAUGGCUAUAGUCUGAUCGAAUUCUUCCUUGAAAAAGGUCAUUUUGCCAUGCUUGAUACGGCUUGCCAGUUUGGAGAUCUGGAGAUGUGCAAGUGGCUGCUGGAAGAAGUCAAAAUCGACGUCAACCAGUGUAAGGUGGCUGAUUGGAAAGACAAAGUUCGUAGUGCAGCUGCCAGGAACCGCAAAAAUGAAGCAAAAGAUGUGAUCUUCUGUGCAAAUGAAUUGGAAGAGUUGUUCAAGAGAGUUGCUGUCAUAAAGAUCAAACUUGGAAGCAAAAAUUUUUUGCAGUUAUGUGUGUCACGCAACAGACUAGAAGCUGCGAAAUUCGUGCACGAAAAGGACGGAGACCUCAUCAAUGAGAUCAAUGGGGACGGAACGACAACUCUCCAUCUCGCAGCGCAGCUUGGAGACGUGGAAAUUUGCCAGUGGCUGAUUGACCAGGGCCAAGACAUCAACGCCGUGAACAAACAAACCUUUGCCAACUUUCUCCACUACUCUGCUCAAAACAGAUUGUAUGGAGAUUCGAUCAUUCAAGAAUUUGGACAUAAUUUGCGCGGAAUCGUGAACCAAAUCGAUGAAAACGUCUACACUCCACUCCAUUACGCCAUACUCAACGAAAGACAACACGAAAAUGUGGCAGAGGCUUUGCUUGAACUUGGUGCUGAUUUGAGCGUGAAAAGAAAAGGAAACAACUUCCUUCACUUCUGCAUCGUUAUGGGCAAGUUGGAAUGUGCAAAAUUCGUGCAUGCCAAGGAUAAAAAUCAGAUCAAGGAAAAGGGAGAAGGAGGAAAAACCACACUUCACCUUGCUGCUGACAACUUUAAUGAAGAAAUAUGCGCAUGGCUGGUAAGGGACGAGGGUGCCGAUCCCCAAGAAAUUACCGUCGGAGGAAAAUCGGUGCUUGAAUCUACUUCCAGUGAGGAGGCCAAGAAGUGCCUCCAAUCGUUGAUCACAACCAAGUAA
Cloeon dipterum is the source of this 1275-nucleotide messenger RNA. RefSeq names its product putative ankyrin repeat protein RF_0381. Gene Ontology annotation, molecular function: protein binding. NCBI's taxonomy places the organism in Eukaryota, Metazoa, Arthropoda, Insecta, Ephemeroptera, Baetidae. The record is from RefSeq and is a predicted model, not a curated record. The transcript is spliced from 4 exons. Bases 1 to 1275 code for a protein of 424 amino acids. Gene Ontology annotation, cellular component: cytoplasm; nucleus.